Molecule: messenger RNA, 1439 nt
Organism: Phodopus roborovskii (desert hamster)
Lineage: Eukaryota; Metazoa; Chordata; Mammalia; Rodentia; Cricetidae
Gene: Cipc
Product: CLOCK interacting pacemaker
Exons: 4
Coding region: 219-1418 (399 amino acids)
Biological process (GO): negative regulation of DNA-templated transcription; negative regulation of circadian rhythm
Cellular component (GO): nucleus
Source: RefSeq, a predicted model, not a curated record
GGAGCCGGGCCACGUGACUGGCGAGGGGGAGGAGAAAUGGGCGGGAGGCCUGCGGGAUAGCUGGAGACCCGGCGAAUGUCAGGUUGUCAUGGAGUCGUGGGGUCCGGCCCGCGCAUGCGCCACCUGACCCGCCGGGCUGGUGGUGGAGCGGCGACCCUGGCCGUAGAGCAAUCCAUAUGCAAAGACUAGCUGUGAUCCAGCUUCCAGCCCGCUGAAACAUGGAGAGGAAAAUGUCAUCCAGAGAGAGCCCUCGGAGACUCUUUGCCAAGCCGGGCCGAGGCACAGAGAUGGAAAGAGCAGCUCGGCCGCUCGGUGUGGCCGCUGCUGACUCAGACAAGGACUCUGGCUUUUCAGAUGGCAGCUCAGAAUGCUUGAGCUCUGCAGAGCAGAUGGAAUCAGAGGACAUGCUGAGUGCUUUGGGCUGGAGCAGGGAGGACAGGCUGAGGCCGAGCUCCAGAGCUGCAAGCACCGCCUUCCCUGCGCUGUCCCCUAUGGUGGUCAUGAAGAACGUGCUGGUCAAGCAGGGCAGCAGCUCAUCCCAGCUGCAGUCAUGGACCGUCCAGCCCUCCUUCGAGGUUAUCUCAGCACAGCCACAGCUCUUCGUCCUUCACCCACCCGUGCCAUCCCCUGUCAGCCCGUGCCACACUGGUGAGAAAAAGUCAGACUCCAGAAACUACCUGCCCAUUCUAAAUUCUUACACCAAAAUAGCCCCCCACCCAGGCAAAAGGAGCCUUCCCCCCAGCUCAGAAGAAAGAGGAGGAGCAAGUGGGUUACAGAAGAAAGUGUGUACCGAGAGACUGGGGCCGGUCCUGGCUUCCAGUGAGCCAGCCAAGACUGGCCCUGUGCUAUGCAGCCCUUCCACUCCAGCCCCGCCCAGCUCCAAACUCACUGAGGACUCUGCUCUACAAGGAGUGCCCUCCCUGGGGGCUGGUGGGAGUCCACAGACUCUUCAGCCUGUGUCCAGCAGUCAUGUGGCUAAGGCGCCCAGCCUGACCUUCGCGUCGCCUGCCAGUCCUGUGUGUGCGUCAGACAGCACUCUGCAUGGCUUAGAGAGCAGCUCCCCUCUGUCGCCACUGUCGGCCAGUUACAGUUCACCGCUGUGGGCCGCAGACCUCUGCCGCAGCCCAGACUUCUUUUCCGAGCAGAGGCAGAGCAAGCACAGGCGCUUCCAGAAUACCUUAGUGGUCCUCCACAAGUCUGGUUUGCUCGAAAUCACGUUGAAAACCAAGGAGUUGAUUCGUCAGAACCAAGCGACUCAGGUGGAACUAGACCAGCUGAAGGAGCAAGCCCAGAUGUUUAUAGAGGCCACCAAGAGCAGAGCUCCUCAGGCGUGGGCCAAAUUGCAGGCAUCACUAACAUCUGGGUCCAGUCAUUCAGGCAGUGACCUAGAUGUGUUGUCUGAUCACCCAGACAUAUAACACAGAGGCAUUUUUCAGUUA